AUGUCGAAACGACCAACCGCGAGAAUUGACAUCCUCCGUACUACCGGCCUGAACAACUAUAAACCCUCGAUCUGGACGAAGGAUAUCGUACCUUACUGGAAAUCUCGUGCUUGCGGCGCGGCUGCAGUAGGCGUCAGCUCUGCGAUGCUUGUCCAAGCUGGCAGGGAGGGCGCUUUUCCUUGGUCCAAGGUCGCCCCUCGCCCUCGUCUGCAUGCAGGAGCCGUGGUCGCCCUUGUUCUGUUCAGCGAGGGGCUCGAGAUCAUGGGACAGGUCUACCCCUUCAGUCGUGGUGGGGGGUUUACGGUCGACGAGCUUCGUCAACAAAUAGCGGCAAAUUCCACACUUGAGCGACUCAGAUGGUCGCUCCUAUCCGCCGGGAUCGCCGGUCUGCAUCUGAACAAGUUGCGCGGAUACGAGCGCCUGCGUCGUGCUCAGCCCAUAAUCGGUAGUCCGCCCUGGAAGGGGAGAGCCGGAGCGUUUCAGGCAGGACUAUGGGCUACUGUCUUUAUGACAACUGCUAUCGUUAUCGCUCGGUGCGCCGGUGCAGACCCUUGGCAUGUGCAGACCCGGAUUGCGGACUGGAUUCGGGAGAAAGAGCAGAAGGGGCGAAGGGCCAAUUCGGGUUAG
Molecule: messenger RNA, 627 nt
Organism: Dioszegia hungarica
Lineage: Eukaryota; Fungi; Basidiomycota; Tremellomycetes; Tremellales; Bulleribasidiaceae
Exons: 6
Coding region: 1-627 (208 amino acids)
Source: RefSeq, a predicted model, not a curated record